UCUUGUCCUCAUGCCUUGCCUUUCCAACACCUUAAUUAAUGGCGCGCCCAUACGUGCCCCGAUGCCUCCAAGACCCGACCCUUUAUCAUUCCCUCCCUCCUCCUCCCCUGCUCGCCGCCACACCCUCCUCCCGUAGCCGAGCGUCCUUCCACAGUUCCUCCUCCCUCCCCUGCUCCUCCUCCUCGUCAUCUCUGCUCUUCGGUUGCUCGCCUGAGCCACGCUAGCUCCGUGUCAAGAACAGCCGCCGCUGCUGCUGCGAAGGCGUGAUCGGUCGAGAGGCCCUGCCCUGCCCUUGCCCCCCGCUGCAUGCUGCUGCGGUAGGAAGGAAGGAGAAGAGGAGAAGAUGGCGGCCGAGGCGGUGGGGUUCAUGGCGCGGGGAGCCAGCGGCGGCAGGGCCGCGGAGCUCGUCACCAGGGACUUCCUCGGCGGGUGCGCGGCCGCCGACGACGCCAGGGACGCCGCCGCCAGGCCUGACGCCGUGCCCGGGAAGGUGUCCCUGCAGAAGCACGCGUGCCCGGCGGCGCCGAGGGACCUCAACCUGUUCCCGGUGGCCUCUGCCGCGACCAAGCCCUGCGCCGUGACGACGGCGCCCGCGCCGGCGGCCUCGUCCUCGGGCACCGGCGGCGCCACCGCGACGUACCACAGCGUGUGCACGAUCGAGAAGGUGAAGACGGCGCUGGAGCGGUUCGAGCGCGGGAAGCAGAGCCACCACCACCACAGCCACCAGCAGCAGCACAGCGGCGCCGGCGCGUCGCCGUCGUCGUCGUCGGUGACCACGUCCUCCGUGAAGCGCCGCGGCGGCGACAGCUGCGGCGGCGCCGUGGAGCAGGGCGACGGCUGCGACUCCCCGUCCGGCGGCGGCGGAGGGGGAAUGGUGGCCGCGGCUUGCCCCAGGUGCUUCCUGUACGUGCUCAUCUCCCGGAGCGACCCGCGGUGCCCCCGGUGCGAGUCCCACGUGCCGGCUCCCCCCGCGCCGGCGGCGCCCGCCGCGAGCAAGAAGCCCCGGAUCGACCUCAACGUCGGCUUCCUCGGCACCUAGCCGAGCCAUGGAUCGAUCCGUCGGUCGGUCGCCAUCCCGCGUCGUAAAGUUAGGCAAGCUGUUGAUCGAUCCGUAUAACCUGGUGGGGGGUACAGGGGAGUCGCCUCUUUUUUGGCUCCGAUUCCGUUUCUUCUCCCGGAAAUGCGUCUGCUAGGAAAUUUAUGGCCGGCGAUAGAACAUGAAUGGUGAUACUGCUGAAACUACUCCUGUUCCUGUAGGGGCAAUCAAUCCUACCACAAUUGAUCAGAGCUCCCUAGUAUAGUGAGCAUGUUCA
Messenger RNA from Panicum hallii, 1313 nucleotides. Its product is annotated as homeobox protein B-H1-like. Bases 344 to 1039 code for a protein of 231 amino acids. The transcript has 2 exons. The record is from RefSeq and is a predicted model, not a curated record. Lineage: Eukaryota; Viridiplantae; Streptophyta; Magnoliopsida; Poales; Poaceae.